GAUGACAUGCAGCAGUCUGGUGUUGACGUGAGGAGCUGCUGUCAUCCUCCUGUUCGCUUCAUUCAAACUUCAUCCACAGUCAGUGAUCAGCAGCAUCAUCAGUCAGCUGAUCUCCUCUUUACUUUCGUUUUCGCCUCAGACUGAAACUGAACUUCAGCCCGUCUCGUCCUCGCCUCGUUUCCCUCGAUCUCUGCCGGAUUAAUGAUCAUCACCUUCAACCUGCUGCUGUGUCUGCUGAGAGAGAUGGCCAAAUCGUCCAACCAGCGCAACGACAGCAGCCAGAUGAAGGAUCUGCUUCAGCCGGAUCACCAGCCUGGAAAGAGUCAUAAGGAAAAACAUGGGCAUGAAAGAGAGCACGGCAGUAAAGAGAGCUCACAUCAGGCCUCCUCCUCCACCUGUGCACCUGAUACCUCCAAUACCGGGGCUCUGAGUGGAAGACAGGCUGAGGACACUUCAUCCUCGUCAUGCUGCACCUGUGCACACUCCAAAUUCGAGGCUCUGAGUCGAAGACAAGCAGAGGACGACCACUGUUCCUCCUCCGCCUCAGCACCCUCCGAUACCGGGGCUCGACGUCGUAAACAUGCAGAGGUGGACAAACCGCCGUGGACCCAGAAGGAGGACAGGAUUUCAUCAUGUUGUCCGCUGAGCGAUCUGAAGAAACUUCCACAGUGCCACAAGAAGCUGGGACAGCUGAAGAUCAGCGGGAUGCACACAAUCCUCGUGGACGUGAAUUUUUUCAACUGUGAAGGAAAACUCAUGGCCCAGGACGGGAGAGACGUGUGGCACCGAAACUUUGUGAAAAUGCCAAAUUCACAGUCGAGCUUCAUGAUCGUCAAGACUGGAUUUACAAAGCAACCCACCAAGACAAAGAGGUGGGACGUGAUCUUUAAGCAGCUGAACAGUCUGGCCAAGAAGACAACCGUGAGCGUCAAAGAUCUGGAGGAAGCUAUCAUCAAAUGUAACCCCAAGUAUAAAGAUCAAUGGACCUUUGAUGCCCUGUCCGAAUUUGUUAAGAGUGUCCCGAAAACAGAAAACUACUUCAGCGCGCUGUUUCCAAAGAUCGCUGAGUUGGCCUUGAAGCUGCCUGAUUGUGUGAAGAAGACCAUCCCGCUGCUUCAGAGCGGACAUCCCGCGAUCCUCACCCUGUCGCAGCUUCAGAUAGCCUGUCUGCUCGCUAACGCAUUCUUCUGCACCUUCCCCCAUCGCAACGCCACCGCUCCCAACGCAGAGUACCACAACUACCCCAGCAUUAACUUCACCAGUCUGUUUGGAAAGUGUUCACCACGGAAGAAAGAAAAGCUGAGGGCCAUCAUGCAUUACUUUAAAGUGGUUACAGACACUGAACCAGGAGGAAUGGUGACGUUUGAGAGGCGCUGCCUCGGAGCCGCAGAGAUACCCGACUGGAGAAGCUCUAAGGAGGCGAUGCCUAAACUUCACGUCACGUCACGUGGCACCAUCGAGCGCGAAGGAACCGGCAUGCUGCAGGUGGAUUUUGCCUCCAGCUGGAUAGGUGGAGGUGUUCUGGGUUCUGGUCUGGUCCAAGAAGAGAUCCUGUUCCUCUUGAAUCCAGAGCUGAUUGUAUCCCGACUCUUCACUGAGAAACUCGGAGACAACGAGUGUCUGAUCAUUACAGGCUCUCAGCAGUUCAGCAGUUACUCCGGUUUUGGUGACAGCUUCGAGUGGACGGGGCCUCACGUGGAUAACCUCAAAAGAGACGACUGGGCUCGGCUGGAGAGGCAGAUCUUAGCCAUCGACGCGCUGCACUUCAGGCACAGCAGGGAGCAGUACGACAUGAUCAAGGUGACGCGGGAACUCAACAAGGCGUACUGUGGAUUUAAGGCUCACGGCAGCGAUGAGCCCGACAUCGCCACGGGCAAGUGGGGCUGUGGAGCUUUCAACGGAGACCCUCAACUCAAAGCCGUGAUCCAGCUGAUGGCGGCGGCGAAGGCAAAGCGAGGACUCGCCUUCUUCACCUUCGACGACGAAAAACUGACUCGAGACCUGGAGCAGGUUUACAGCCUGCUGGUCAAAGAGGGGACGACCGUCAAGAAGCUGUACGGACUUCUGGAGGACUUCUGCGCUGUUCAGCAGAUGUCGGGUUCACACGUGGAACUGUUUGACUUCAUCAGGAACAACAUCGGACAGCCCAGGAGUCUGCUGUGAGGACGCACUCACUCCACGUCUGAGCUCAGUUUGCACUAAAAUCUGGUUUGUAGAACAGAAAUAAAGAUGUUGAUGAUUGCUUUUAGUUUUAUUUGGUUGUCAGGGUUAAAGAGAACGAAGAUCCACAGCUGGACUGUUGUUCACACGGCAUGCACCUUAACCAUGAGCGUAAAUUUAACUGUAGAGGUGAGGAGGCAUUUAACGGUUAAAUCAAAUAAAAGUGAUGUAAGUCAAAAUGUUUUUCAACUUAAGUUUCCCUUUAGAGAGUUUCUCAAAACUUCCUGAGGGUGAAGGUAGCUCAUGAAUCCUAACCCUAAAAAUAAGGCAGGUGUAUCAGUCUUAACUCAAAGACUCCAAAGUUUUUUGCUAUUCGGAAUCUUAUCACUUAAAGUUGCUCUUUAAGUCUAAAGUUUGAAAAGUUACUUUUAUUUUUUUAGGGCUGAAACAUCAUAAAGAGCGGCUCAUCAAUAACAGCAGACAUGACACGCUUGUUGGCUGAACUCCUCUCGGUACAUUUACUUCAAUUCUGGACUUAAGUACAAAGUUGAGGUACUUGUACUUGAGUAAUUUCUUCCCAUACCACUUUCUACUUGUAUUAAUAUGUUAUACUUUUUACUUCACUGCUGUUAUCUGACAGAUUCAGUUACUUAAUUGAGAUUUUUACGUAAAACUGUAAGUACAGCUGAAACAAUUAGUUGAUUCACUGAUUGAGAGAAAAUAAUUGUUUAUGUUUUCGACCCAAAAUGCAGAGACGUAGAUCAGCACGUUUAAGGAGAAUGAGUCUCAACUUAUAGAAAACACACGAGAGUAAUCCUGCUGAAUCACUAGAGGAAGUACAAAAGUUUAAGCCACGUUUAUCGACUGUAACAGAUGCAGGAUAAUGUGAUGCAGGAGUCUUGACCAGGCUUUUGUAGCAGGUGAGCCGAGUUACACAGCAAAACAAGGACAACCAAACACUUUUACAAACCAAACAAUCAAUGGAUUCAUGGAGAAAAUAAUCAUCAGCUUCCACCUGAACAACUCCAACAGUAAAAUCAUCCAAUGAGGUCAGAUAGAAGCGUCACAGAAAACAUUUUACUACGUUCAAUACAUUAUAAUGAUUGUACUUUAGGAGCUCGUUUUAGUUGAAAUACUUUCAAACCAGAAACUUUAAAGUCUGUGUAAAUAUGUUGUAAAAUAGUUUCUGAAAACAUGUGAGCAGACUUUGAACGACGUGUCACUGAAAUGUGGAGUCAGAGGUUCAAACUGUUUUUCAGUCUCAGGAUUUUUGUGGGCGGUCCUUAAAGGGCGGCUCGAUGACACGCUGAGGCCACCCUGAGCAUGCAAAUGCAUAUUUACAUGAUUUUAACACCUAAUUUCAUAAAGUUGUCGAUAUUUUUAAUCAUUCAAAUUUGUCUGGGUGGUUAUUAACACUUUCUUCUUUGGUCUGACAAACUCAGACUGACUCACAGUCUUUUAUCCUAAAGAUAUUUUGACAGCAGUGCUUUCUUUCACUGUCUUUUCUUUGUCUGAUGUACCUGAGAGACAGACCUCAGGGCAAACCUGCUCCUGCUCAUGAAGCUUCCUGCUGUGAAUAAACUGUAAUAAUCAAAGUCGA
Messenger RNA from Larimichthys crocea (large yellow croaker), 3760 nucleotides. RefSeq names its product poly (ADP-ribose) glycohydrolase, like (gene pargl). The transcript is spliced from 16 exons. The record is from RefSeq and is a predicted model, not a curated record. Gene Ontology annotation, molecular function: poly(ADP-ribose) glycohydrolase activity. Gene Ontology annotation, cellular component: cytoplasm; nucleus. Gene Ontology annotation, biological process: nucleotide-sugar metabolic process; regulation of DNA repair; carbohydrate metabolic process. NCBI's taxonomy places the organism in Eukaryota, Metazoa, Chordata, Actinopteri, Sciaenidae. Bases 202 to 2163 code for a protein of 653 amino acids.